GCUCAAGAAGGGAACGUUGUGGGUACCGGAUUUUGCGUCGCCAUCGUAAUUCAGAAGAUCAAGUGCAUUGUAUUGGCAAAGCUAAGAAAUACAGCGAGGCAGCAACCCGCGUUAAGGAGAUCCUCCUCAGCACGGUCAGUCCGGAGCAGUUUGUCUUAACGCUGCUUGAAGCAGAGCCUCCCAACGUGUUGGUGAGUCGGCCCAGCAAGCCCUUCACAGAGGCCUCCAUGAUGAUGUCCCUGACAAAACUGGCAGAUAAAGAGCUGGUUCAUAUGAUUGGUUGGGCCAAAAAGAUUCCUGGCUUCAUUGAUCUCAGCCUGUAUGACCAAGUAAGACUUUUAGAGAGCUGCUGGAUGGAAGUUUUAAUGAUUGGCCUGAUGUGGAGAUCCAUUGAUCACCCUGGAAAACUAAUUUUUGCACCAGACCUUGUUCUGGACAGGGACGAGGGGAAAUGCGUAGAGGGAAUUUUGGAAAUCUUUGAUAUGCUCCUGGCCAUGACCUCGCGGUUCCGAGAGCUGAAGCUGCAGCACAAGGAGUACCUGUGUGUCAAGGCAAUGAUCCUCCUCAAUUCCAGUAUGUUUCCACUGUCAGCAGAAGAACCUGAAAGCAACAGGAAGCUGCAUCACCUGCUUAAUGUAGUGACAGAUGCUUUAGUGUGGGUGAUUGCGAAGAGUGGGAUCCCCUCACAGCAGCAGACAACUCGCCUGGCCAAUUUGUUGAUGCUGCUCUCCCACGUCAGACACGCAAGUAACAAGGGAAUGGAGCAUCUCCUGAGCAUGAAGUGCAAAAACGUGGUCCCUGUCUAUGACUUGCUGCUGGAGAUGUUGAAUGCCCACACUCUGCGGGGGCAAAGGAAGUCCCCAAUCACCAGCCCUGAAUUUGGCCAGUUAGAACAGAUGGAGCCUGGAGACGGUCUGUGAAACGGGGCAACCCCCAGUUCCAUGGAGACCUGGAGUGUCUCAGCAGUGUGGAGCUGAUUCGGAGUCACGGGAGAAAACAAAGCUGCUGUGGGGAGACCACUGGAGAUGAGGUGACCGCGUGCGAGUCCUCCUCUCUUUUAGAUUUGCACAUGGGUAUCUUGGGAAGAGCUUAUGAGACGCACAGCCUGGUCCACGUUUCUGACGUUAUGAUAGCUGCACUUUUAUAGUGCCUUUUCUGAGACUCUUCAAAAAGCACCUUAUGAAAUUAGGCCUCAGAACGCUGCUGUGGGAGAGGGAACUGCUGCCCCUCCUUUCUAAAGGUGGGUGACCUGAGACAAGGCCGUGAAGUGACUGGUUUAAGAUGACAGAAGGAGCCUGUGUCAGGUCUCAGAGUCAGCUCCUAGGGGUCUUUUCUCCCAGACCAGUUUUUAAGCACUGACUUGACUAUCUCCUCUCUUAAUAUGGGGUUGUAUGAAGUGUCUGGCUGCAUCGUUUGGGAGAGAUUUGCUCGUGUGUGCUGGUCACUGGGGAGUAUCUGCUUUGCAGUUGAUGGAGAUAAAGUGCURGGAUAUGUACACAGUGCAAAGCAGUUUCCUCCCUUCAUAAAUAUACAAUGGCUGCAAGAGGGACACGUAGUUUGAAGGCCAUUYGAGUAGCUUCUGGGACUGAUUUCCAGUCACUUCAGAAAUGUAAACUUAAGCUUAAGAUUAUAUUUUGUCAGCCUGUUCUUGACACUCACAUUACUGGCUGUGUGUAAUUCUUCAGUGCUUUAAAUGAUGACCAAGCUGCCUGGUUCUUUCAGUCAAUGCUAGCCGUUGAAAUGUGUGUGUCUGUGAGAAUAACACGUUGUGUCAUAUAUUUAUUAAUGAUGUUGAACCUAUUGUGAUGCUUAGGUACAAAGGGUCGCGAGGUGAGUGUUAACUGUUGGCACUUGUGUGUGAUCUGCUGACGAGGACACGCGAAAGGACCUGGAGACGGACGGUCCUCAGGGCCACGUGGUGCCCGUUCCGGGACCUCCUUUGCUUCCCAGUGUGACGACUUGCUUGAAUUUCACUUGCAGUGUAGGUCUGAGCCCUCCUGCUCUGCUGAUUGCUCUAUUAACAUGCAUGGAGCCCCCAAAAAAAAAGUAGUAGCCCGGCCUAAAACCUCAGUGAAAAGCAGGAUGGCAUCUUGUGUUCUGACUAUUGCAUUUUUGCCCCUGUUGCAUUUGCCCUGAGCAAGAAUUGCAGUCACUGUAAAUGGAUAUAUAUAAAUAUAUUAUUGAUGCAUGUUCUGAGCCUUUCAGGUAAGGUGAAAUGAAACUGAGAUCACGCCUAAAGUCUAUUUUGAGCCAAGUAAGUCUUUUGGAUUAGGGACUUGGAGUGUGCCCUUUGCAUACUUGGAGUAUUAGUCACACCUUUGGUGUUGGUGUUUUUUGAAGCCAAGGACAAUGUUUUUUAUAGGAGGGACAUAGAGUUUUCAGCAAGUUAUACAAAUCUGUAGUCUUGUUUUGAUCUUGUAGUAUACCAGAUGCUGAUSAUGGUCUAAAUUUUUACGAGC
Messenger RNA from Nothoprocta perdicaria, 2459 nucleotides. RefSeq names its product estrogen receptor beta. The record is from RefSeq and is a predicted model, not a curated record. The annotation marks the transcript as partial. The transcript has 5 exons. Lineage: Eukaryota; Metazoa; Chordata; Aves; Tinamiformes; Tinamidae.